This is a messenger RNA of Sitophilus oryzae (rice weevil), 2638 nucleotides long. RefSeq names its product RING finger protein 10. The transcript is spliced from 12 exons. Gene Ontology annotation, molecular function: metal ion binding; transcription cis-regulatory region binding. Lineage: Eukaryota; Metazoa; Arthropoda; Insecta; Coleoptera; Curculionidae. Bases 300 to 2402 code for a protein of 700 amino acids. The record is from RefSeq and is a predicted model, not a curated record. Gene Ontology annotation, biological process: positive regulation of transcription by RNA polymerase II.
UUAUUUAUCAAUUAUUUUCUCGUCGCCAUUACUGUGGCGAGGUCGUGUGUAGUUUUCCGGCAAAAAAUCGUCGGUCUCGACGACGGGGGAGUCAAUUUUCCCCGCCAACCCUUACCCCAGUUUUACCACAGUCCUACUCUGCACAACGAAUACACGGAAAAUAGGAAUUAUUUAUCCGUUUUUUCUUGUUGCUGAUUUGUAAACAUGGCUUUUUAAAAUGUCUGCUAUCAAAUCUCGCGUGGCCACUCCUUUUGGAGGUGCACAUCAUCGUCAAAUCGUAGUUUUUAAGUCUGGAGGAGAUGGAGAAGAAAGGAAAUCGCAAUACGUCAAAUUCGUCCAAGGGGUCUUCAGGGGCUGAUCUUAAGAAAAACCAAGAUGUGUCCCCGGGGAAAGCCUGGCCCCGCGGUGCCAAAAGGCGCCGCGAGCCACCCUGUGGAUUCUCCAAAGCUAACGAAACAUGUCGUAAACCCCAACCUCAGCGCAACACUAAAGCCUCUGAUAAAAGACCGAAACCUCGUGGGUAUUACUACUCAGGUGCAGUUUCUCGAAUUGAGGAGACCGGCUUAGAUGAAUUUGACGAACCAGAAUUGGGAUCGGUUUUUUUACCAGGCAGCAAAAAGCAAAGCCUGAAUCAUUUAUUGAAUUUUUCAUUUGCUCCUAGAGAGAGUCAGGAACAAGAGAAAAGGGAUGGGGAUAAAUCAGUUGGGAAAAUGUUGGGAACUAGAAAGCAUAAAUAUAAUAAGGAACAUUUUCUACAGGCAAAUUGUCAAUUUAUUGUGAAUGGAAAAGGUGAUUACAGACAAUAUAUGAUCAAUCCGGAUGCUUUAGUUGAUUGGAAUUUUAUUGAACAAGUGAAUGUGCAAGUUAAUGAGGAGCCUUCUUGUCCCAUUUGUCUAUAUCCACCAGUGGCAGCUAAAAUGACAAAAUGCGGCCAUAUCUACUGUUGGUCCUGCAUCUUGCAUUAUUUAGCUCUCUCGGACAAGGAUUGGAGGAAGUGCCCUAUCUGCUAUGAUGCUGUAAAGAAGGGAGACCUCAAAAGCGUUACUGUAACUUCGCACAAGACCUUCAACAUCGACAACACUAUAACAUUCAAACUUAUGAAGAGACGAAGAGGCAGUUUGAUCGCCUAUCCGGCAGACAGUGAAAUGCGCGAUAGCAACAACAUUUUUAACAUGUCGGACAGUGGUAUCUUUGGAUGUCAUUCGAAAUUAUUGUUGGCCAAUACUCAAAAUAUCUUGGAUAUUAUUGAUAAGGAAGCGACAGAAUUGGAAGUGCAAACCGUUCAAGAUGAAGAUUGUCCAGAGAAGUGUUUUAUCGACGAAGCUGUCCAGUUGUUGGAAGCUAGAAGACAGCUGGUGUUGAGUGAUGAUUCCCAUCAACUAAAUCAAGAAAAGAAUCAACAAACUGAUAGUAAUGAAAAUGUUUCCGAACAACAUGCUGUAGAAAAUGGUGAAAAUGGAGAUUCUGCUACAAAGUUUCAUUAUUUUUAUCAAGCCUCUGAUGGUCAGCAUAUCUAUUUGCACGCCAUCAACGCAAAAAUGCUGGAACACACUUAUGGUUCUUUGGAGUUUGGGCCUAAAACUAUAACAGGCAAGAUAUUAGAAAAAGAAGGAGGGUCUAUGACAGAGGAGCUUCGCAGGAGAUUGAGAUAUCUGCAACAUCUGCCUGUCACUUGUCAAUUUGAAAUAGCUGAAAUUCGCCUGCGUCAACCAAUUGUCAGCAAGGAGACUUUGAAUCAUUUCAAAGAACAAGUGGAUGCGAGGAUCAAGAAACGCCAACGUCGAGCUCGAGAAGAGAAGAAACGCGAAAUCCGCAUCGAAGUCGAAGAAAAUCGGAAACUAGGGCGCUACGAAGCCCCAGAGCUUCAUCUGGAGAACCAUUCCCAAUUUCCGGACGUGCGGGAGGCCCAUUAUAUGUUUCCGGACUUUAUAUCCGCUUCCAGACCCCGGUCGGAAUCGGAAACUGCUUCAAACGUUCCAGAGGAAGAAAGUGUGAACUUGGAAAAUACUUCAUUAACCAGCGUAUCUCUGGAUAGCAGUUAUUCUGGACCAUCUUUUGCUUCGAUGUUGGCAGCCGAAAAGAAAUCCUCUUGGCCCGUUCUAAAAUCGUCACCUCAAUCGUCGUCCACUCCAUCGAAAUGGAUCAACGUCACAGGCUCGAAGGCGGGUUCGUCUUUUAAACCGACCAAUAGGAACGCAGACGACGACGUCGUCGAAUCGGAAUACUUCGAACCUGUACAUACCUUCAACAGGAGCUUCGGGGAUGCCCUGGCCGAGGCGCUAGCAACCGCCAGUUUGGAGGAUAAUGAUGCUGCAACUUCCGGUAAGAAAAAGAAGAAAAAAUCCAAACAAAAAAUACUGUUUUCGACCACACAUGGCUUUAUCGGGAAAUUAGACACAUGAUGUUUUCCUUUCUUUAAAUUAUUAAGUGCAACAAAAUAAAAUACCAAAAAAAAUUGUGACGCCUCUUAUGAAUUAUUUGAUAUUUCAUAGCACCAUUUUAGUUUUAUAUUCAUUAUUUUUGUCUCGUCAUUUUUAUUCUGUUUUUAAUUGUUUUAUCGCUACUUCUAUAUUAACUGAAUAGAACCUAUUUUUUUAAGAUCUUUGUUGGCGAAAGAAUAAUAAAAAUUCUGCAAGUU